Messenger RNA from Colletotrichum siamense, 1971 nucleotides. RefSeq lists its product as uncharacterized. The transcript has a single exon. Lineage: Eukaryota; Fungi; Ascomycota; Sordariomycetes; Glomerellales; Glomerellaceae. The record is from RefSeq and is a predicted model, not a curated record. The coding region runs from base 1 to 1971 and encodes 656 amino acids.
AUGCCUCUCGACAACUCAAAGAGCGAGCGCGGUGCUCAUGUCGAGAAUCCCAAUGAGACUGAUGACUUGCUUCCACACCAAGAUCAAGACGCUGCAGAAGCUGAUGUCGCAGAUCGAACACAAGACGACGACGACAGUUCUGCCAGCGAUGACAAUUCCCCAACGCUGGACUACGAUGCGGCCAAAGAGAACGAGCUCCAACUCAUAGAGCAAGCCCGCAUCGAGAAAGAAACGCAGGACAUCGAAGCCAGUUGGCGCCGACGCCUCCGGACGUCAACUUCGACCCCAUCUGAUGCGCCAUCCCUCGUCAUCGGCGCGCCCCUAGGCAAGAAUCUCACGGCGAUCGAAGCGGCAUCACGUCUGGUCACUCAAUGGGAAGCAAUCUACAACCAAACCCUCUCGUCAACCCCUGCCGGCGCGCCCUUCGUCCUCGAAUCCCUAACUCAAGCCCGCACCCAACUCGCCGCACUCCAGUCCUCCGUCACUGAGGACGUGGAAACGCCCCUCAAAUCCCUCCAAGACCACAAACAGACCACCAUCGCAUCUCGCAUCCAGACCCUCGAAGCCGCCCUGGAAGAAUCUACCUUUCCCCCCGAACAUGCAAACAUAUCCGCGGCAAUCUCCCUCUACCGCACCUCCCGCAUCCCCUACUCUUCCAACUGGGCCAUCAUCUACGCAGGCCACCUCGUCGACUUCGCCCCGACGUACACCUCCUUCACCGCCGACCGCGCCGACCGCCUCGACCGCUACGCGCGCAUGCACGGCGAGGGCUGGCUCUGGUUCGAGCCGCCCCUCACCCGCGCCGCGGCACCCCUCUUCUCCGCCAGCCGCGGCACCUGGGUUCCCGAGACGGACACGACAUACGACAUGGGCCACUACAGCGUGACAAUGUCCUUCCGCCGCAUGCGCAACCUCGUCUACCACCCCGGCCCUCCCUCCCGCAAGCGGCGGCGCGGCCAGUCUCAAGACGUGAGAUGGCCCGUCCCCACGUCCCCCGUCGAGAAAGAGGAAAGCCCCCUCGACCCAGCCAACCCUCUCCCCCAGCGCAAGCCCAACCCGAACCCACUCCCUCCAUCAACCCUCCGCCGGUGCCGGCCCUCGCGGCACCCGCACAUGACGCCCGACCCCACAGAGGCGACGCUGCACUUCCGCAUGCUCCUCGACACCGGCGCCACCUUGCCGAUGCUCUACAGCCGCGACGCCGCCGCCCUCGGCAUCGAGCGCAAAUCCUACGCCGCCGUCUCCUGCAUCAGCGUCGAGACCGCCGGCCCGGACCUCCUCCGCACCUGGCUCUACGAGAUGCAGGUCUCCGUCGCGGACACACUAACCUGCGAGCCGCUCGUCUCCGCCACAUCCCCCGUCUGGCCUGCCGAGGAGAAAGCGCUCGGCGGCAUCGUGCCCGUCAUGGUGAAGCCCGCGAGCACGAGCAACACCAAGUUCUCCGCGCCACGGGGCCCGCAGGAUGCGUGCGCGGUGACCAUGGACGGGGAGACGACGUGGCUGCAGAGCGCGACGGCCAUCAUCGACGAGGCCGAGGGCAGGGACUACGGCCGGCUGUCGGGCUUGUUGCCGGUGAAGUGCUGCUACGUGCAGGCGACGCCGAGCCUCAGGGCGCUGUGGCUGGGCGAGGACCGGCGCGACGUUCUGGGCGCGCACCGCAUGCCGGGCCAGAUGCGCUGGGCGCCGGGGUCGAACCGGGUGUGCGAUCCGGGGCAGCCGAGGGGGUUGUGGGAGGGUGUUUUUGGGCAGGAGGACGGCGGAAGGCCUGCGUUAUUGAGGAUGGCGCAUGAGGGUGACGAGGGGAUGUUGCGCAUGGUUGAUGUGGAGGAGAAGGGGUGGAAGGGGAAGAGCGAGGUCAUGGUCGUGGACGCGGACGGGGUUCGGACGAAGCAUGUUAUUGAGCCCAGGGGGUUGACGAGUCAGCGGGUGAAGCGGGUGAAGCUGUCUGACGAGGUGGAAGAGACAUUAUAG